AUGGCCAACUCGACCAGCGCCGGCCUGCCCGCCGUCGGCGAAUUCGACCUCCUCCCCAAGCUCGUCAGCCGUCUCGACCGGCACCUCAUCUUCCCCCUGCUCGAGUUCUCGGCCGGCCAGCUCGAGGACGAGGAUGGCGGCAGCAAGGACGAGGCCAAGUCGCGCGAGGUGCUCAAGGCCAAGUUCGAGCUGCUCAAGAAGACCAACAUGACCGACUACGUCGCCAACCUCUACUGCGAGCUCGAGGGGCUCGACGACCCGCCCGCCGAGUACGCCGACAAGCGGCAAAAGGUGCUCGCGCGCCUCGAGCAGUACGAGAACGAGACGGCCAAGCUCACGGACCUGCUCGGCAGCGAGGACGUGGUCGCCAACCUGCGGUCGGACAAGGUGGCCAACUUGGAGUUCUUGAAGAAGGAGCACGAUGUCACCAUCGACAUGGUUAACGCCCUCUACGACUUUGGCAACUUCCAGUACAGCUGCGGCAACUACGGCGCCGCCGCCGAGCUGCUUUACCAGUUCCGUGUGCUUUCGACCGAUAACGACAAGGUCGCCGCCGCGACGUGGGGAAAGCUGGCCUCGGAGAUCCUGACGGCCAACUGGGAGUCCGCCAUGGAGGAGAUCACCAAGGUCAAGGAACAGAUCGACGGCAAGGCGUUCAACCCGCUCGGCCAGCUGCACCAGCGCACGUGGCUCAUCCACUGGGCCCUCUUCCCCCUCUUCAACUUCGAGGGCUCGCGCGACCAGAUUCUCGAGCUCUUCUUCUCGCCCAACUACAUCAACACCAUCCAGACGUCGUGCCCCUGGGUCCUGCGGUAUCUGACGGCGGCCGUUAUCUCCGGCCGGGGCCGCGUCCGCAACACGGGCGUGCACCAGAAGCAGCUCAAGGACAUUGUGCGCAUCGUCAAGCAGGAGGCGUACGAGUAUAGCGAUCCCGUGACCGACUUUGUCCGCGCGCUGUACAUCGACUUUGACUUUGAGGAGGCGCAGAGGCAGCUCCCCCGCGCCGAGGAGGUGCUGCGGUCCGACUUCUUCCUCGUGUCCGCCGGCGACGCCUUUGUCGACGCCGCGCGCCACCUCUUCUUCGAGUCGUACUGCAAGAUCCACGCCCGGAUCGACCUCAAGCGCCUGAGCGCGCAGCUGGGGCUCAACGUGGAUGAGGGCGAGAAGUGGAUCGUCAACUUGAUCCGGGACACGAGGCUCGACGCUAAGAUCGACUUCCAGGAGGGCACUGUCGUUAUGAACCACCCCAACAGCUCGGUGUACCAGCAGGUCAUUGAGCGGACCAAGGGCGGCUUCUUCCGUACCCAGGUGCUCAACGCCGCUGUCGCGCGAUAG
Molecule: messenger RNA, 1335 nt
Organism: Thyridium curvatum
Lineage: Eukaryota; Fungi; Ascomycota; Sordariomycetes; Thyridiales; Thyridiaceae
Exons: 2
Coding region: 1-1335 (444 amino acids)
Biological process (GO): translational initiation
Cellular component (GO): eukaryotic translation initiation factor 3 complex; cytoplasm; nucleus
Molecular function (GO): translation initiation factor activity
Source: RefSeq, a predicted model, not a curated record